GCAGCCAAAAACAGGUGGAAACUGUGAGGAUUGAAGGGAACUUGAAUGAGGUAAGACUCAAGAAAGCGUGUGUCAUAAUAUCAGGAUUUGCAUGUGCAGCAGGAGUUGGCAACAGACUGGAAAAUAGCCAGCACAGCCAGCAGAGCACAGCAGCAGGCAUGGGACAUGGAAUAGCUAUAGUGGAAGGCACAAGAAUGCACUUGCAAAAUGCUGUGAGGAUAGACAUACACGUUUCUUUGGCAGGCCAAAACACUCAAGGAGACAAAAAAGUAGUUUGGGUUAUGAUAUGGACAAAGAGACAGCAGAAAAACAACUGCUUUGAGCACGCAGUCCUCCUUUAAUGGUGGCAACAGGCACCAACACUGUCCAGACAGAAAAGCAAAGUGGGGAAGGGGAGGCAGAGGAAGGGUGAGAUCUGCAGCUAUCUGCCUGUAACACAGCUACCUGAAGGAAGAUGUGCAAGCCAGCACCCCGUGAUCAGAAGUGCUCUAUGACUCACUGUAGCGAGCCUACGGUUGCAUUUCCAUUAAUAACAAUGAUAGCUCAUCAAAACCACCACUGAAUUUUUAUUAGUAAAAAUGAAAUCCAAUCCAAACUUACUUCUGUGUCAUUCAAAAAAAUUUGUAAGCACAACUAUUUUCAGCAAGGACUGGAAAACAAGCAUUCAUGAAUUCCUACAUAACAGACACAUACCCAACAAAGGCCACCUAAAUAUUUGAGUUUUACAAACACAAUUGAACUGAAAAGUUUGCUUUUAAAUCAUGCAAACCUUGAGCUAAGCUUCUUAGUAAUCCUCCUACUCUUGACACUUCCUGCAGCAAGUGUUGGUAAACUUCCUCUUUAGCUGCAGAAACUUGCUUCAACGUGAGACAAGCCAUUUCAGAGCUGCUCAACUCCUAGCACAGCCUGUCCUCUUAAGGCUUCAAACAAAAAAUAAGAGAAUGCUUGCUUGACAGAAGACAAAGGAGGAGACGUACUUAAACAGACUGCAGGAAAAUGGUCAGCAACGCAGUAAUAUUGCUUCUCUUCUGUGGAGAAAUUUGGAAAUCACUUUCCACUGAAAUACCUUCAAAUGUUUCCACAAGUGAAAGCAUCGUGCAUACCAGCACCAGCAGCCCGGCAGAGGACAGAUCUAUCACGUACCAACUGCAAACAACCGGCCCCAGCAUGCAGAAGCCUGCAGGAGCGCUGACUGCUGCGACAACACUGCCACAGCUGCCCGAACCACACAUAGAGCCCACCAACGGGAGCUGGGUGGCAGCAAUGAUAAUGGGCAUUGUUUUGGUUGGUAUGCUAAUUGCUAUUAGUAUGAUUGUUAUAUGGAAACGCUGCAAGAAGCCAUUGCUAGCCGAUUCAAACUGGGCAGGUCAGUCUCCGUUUGCAGACGGAGACACUCCAGAUACCUUUGUGGACUCUGGCCAGGCUACCAAGCGCUUGUCAGUUUUAUUUAUGUUGCCUUGGAAAUUAAGAGAAGAAGCAUCUGUACAGCACGACCCUCCCGCAUCAGAGAAACCACCCAACGGCACAGCCAGCAACGCCCGCAGGCAGCAGCCCGCAGCAGAGCACAGCUGCUCCGCCACCGACCCCGCUGCAGCAGCGGCUCCCGGCCCAGAAGCAGCGAGCCCAGAGCAGGUGCUGCACCCACAGCCCACCGAGGGCCUCGAGCUGCCGCCUCCCCCUGCGUGGCUCACUGAGCUCACUGAGCCGGCCGAGCAGCACGCCGCGGAUCCUGGCCAGCAAGAGGAACUUCACUCAGAAGUGAAGGAACCGUAUCCCCCACCACUCCAGCUAAUUACUGAAGAGAUCUAUGAACCUCCGCCACGGCCGGAACAGCCUCAGUAGACUGUGCCAAAAUAACUUUCCAAAACGCUUCUCAUUUUUCUUAAACGAAGCACUCUUCAAAUAACUGAGUAAUGGAGAAGUUGACACAGGCAAGAACAGCGAAACCACAGCACGAGCAACAGCUCCCCGGCAUUUCUCAACUUCAGCUUUCACAAAAGGGAAGAAUCCCUUUCUGCCUGCAACAAAUCUUGGCAGAACACAGCACGCCUGGUGCCACUGCAUGGCCUAAUAGUGACUCCACUGUGCAGAUAACAAAUGAUUCCUGAUUUUGGAGGGGAAUCAGAAAACUGCGUGCACCUCUGUGUCCAGCACAUGCAACACACAGAUGGAUGUGCACAGUGAAACUUUAGAGGGGCUCAGAGCUUCUUGCAAAGGUUUGUUCUAUUAGACUACGUCAAUGAAUGCAAUGAAUUCAAGUUAAUUUUAAUAAAGCUUUCUAAUUCGAA
Messenger RNA from Lagopus muta (rock ptarmigan), 2288 nucleotides. RefSeq names its product ecotropic viral integration site 2B (gene EVI2B). The transcript is spliced from 2 exons. The record is from RefSeq and is a predicted model, not a curated record. Bases 997 to 1842 code for a protein of 281 amino acids. Gene Ontology annotation, biological process: positive regulation of neutrophil differentiation; regulation of stem cell division. NCBI's taxonomy places the organism in Eukaryota, Metazoa, Chordata, Aves, Galliformes, Phasianidae.